Naegleria lovaniensis is the source of this 528-nucleotide messenger RNA. RefSeq lists its product as uncharacterized. The transcript is spliced from 2 exons. The record is from RefSeq and is a predicted model, not a curated record. Bases 1 to 528 code for a protein of 175 amino acids. NCBI's taxonomy places the organism in Eukaryota, Heterolobosea, Eutetramitea, Acrasida, Naegleriidae. Gene Ontology annotation, cellular component: membrane; endoplasmic reticulum. Gene Ontology annotation, biological process: SRP-dependent cotranslational protein targeting to membrane.
AUGGCCACAAAACAAGCAAGGAAAGACGACGAUAAAAUUUUGAAUCAAUUCGUGAAGGAAGCCAAAAGAGAAAGAACGAUUGAUACAAGCAAGAACUUUUUCUUUUACUUUGUAGCUUUGUUGACUACAUUCUUACCAUCAUAUCUUUUCCAAGGAGUUUUGAAUCUAGAAUUUUCAGGAGCUACCAUUGUUCUUUAUCUUGCUGUUUCUAGCGCUUCAGCUUAUUUCCUCUCUAAAGCAUAUGUUUUCUAUUAUUUACGUAAGAAACCAGUUUUGAGUGAUUCCUAUGAAAAGGUUCUCUCUUCAGCAAAGGGAGCCAUCAAGAAGGGAAUGGGUGAAAAGGAGAAGUUGGCUGAUUUAGGUGCUACCGGACAUGCUUUGUUCAUUUCCAAUGUCAUCUUCUUUGCAAUUACUUUGUUCUUAAGCUUCUACUCUUUGAAGAGACUUGAUGUCCGUAUUAAUUAUAUUGCUUCAUUGACAUUGGCUUCUUUGGCUACUAAUUACAUCUCCAAGCCAAGAAACAAGUAA